Molecule: messenger RNA, 1439 nt
Organism: Haliotis rubra (blacklip abalone)
Lineage: Eukaryota; Metazoa; Mollusca; Gastropoda; Lepetellida; Haliotidae
Product: G2/M phase-specific E3 ubiquitin-protein ligase-like
Biological process (GO): positive regulation of protein catabolic process; protein polyubiquitination; proteasome-mediated ubiquitin-dependent protein catabolic process
Molecular function (GO): ubiquitin-protein transferase activity
Source: RefSeq, a predicted model, not a curated record
CGAGAUGGUGAUAGAAGGCACCCAGCCCUUUCUCAUCCAACGCAACAAGGUGCUACAGACAGCGAGGAGGGCAGUGAAUAAGUCAGCCUUUGACUUCAGGCGCCCUGUAUAUAUUGAGUUUUCAAAUGAAGACGUCGGCUUAGAAGAUGGUGCAGAUGAUGGCGGACCAAGGCGGGAAUUUUUUACCGAACUGAUGAAGGAUUUAAAGGUGCAGUUGUUGGAGGGUGAAGGUGGGUCAUUCCGACACGACGUUGGAGCCCUAGAAGCUGGUCGCUACAGGGAAGCCGGAAAGAUGGUCGCUUGGAGCAUACUCAAUGGCGGACCAGGUUUUCCGUUUUUAAGCGGAUCAACCUAUGGUUUCCUGGUUGGGCGAGAGGUUGGAGACAUCCGUCUGGAGGAUGUACCAGAUAUACAUGUCCAUGAGUUUAGGAUAACCUGUCAAGACGAGAAAACCACCAACUGGAUGUUAGAUUCUGGAAUAAUGAAACCCAUUUGUAAUAUUGGGUUGGAUGACAAGGAGGACUUGGUCCGUCAGCUGUUCAAAUCACACAUGUUCUACAGGAUUCACGCAGAAAUUCAGGACUUUCGAAAAGGACUACACGAUCUUGAAAUGCUGAAGUACAUAACUGGAUCAUCCGAAGCCACUGAAUCCCUCUUCGUUGAUACUGUUGGGCCUAUAAACUAUCGGCAGCUAAAAUCGAUGUACACAGUGCAUUUAUCCCCUCUUGGCUACAACAGAUCUCAAGAAGACGUCACGAUGUUUGCCCGGGAAGAUUUCCUUCGUACUUGUGAGAGUGGAGACAGCACAGUCACAGUCGCUGACAUACUGAGGUUUUGGACGGGGUCUGAGCGUGUCCCACCUCUUGGUUUUGAUAACAAUAUAUCAAUCACUUUCGUCCCGAAAAGAACGCCAGCUCCACUACCAGUUGCCCAUACUUGUGGCUUGGUUUUGGAGUUGAUGCGGAGAUUUGACGCCGGCAUGUUUGAAGACAAAAUGACGUAUGCUAUAAAUCACAGCGGCGGCUUCUUUAUUGCUUAACUAUAAAUUUGAUGUGUGAUACGUAUGUCGGUAUACGAGGGGCGUUCCGAAAGUUGUCAGCCUAACUAUAUUAUCGAUGUCAAAUGUUCGUAAAGCUUCUAUUUUAUUUUAAAGGUCACGUGCAACCCAAAAAAAAACAAACAUAAUAUAAACGCAAUUAUUACUUAUCGAUGACAUAUAAUAUACACUGCUGAUUGUCAAAAAAACCAAAUAAACCAAAUAAUAAGUGCCCAAUCGCAAAUCAAAAGUGCAAUAUUUUGUACUUGGGUUUGCUUCCCUCGAAACGAAGUACCCGGGAGACCGAACCCAGUCAGAGCGGGUGGGUGUACUCAAGUGUAACGAAGUCUCUCAUUGGCUGGUUCAUUUGCCGAUACUCUGAGGGCUCAUUGUGAGUGUGUAU